ACGAAAAAUUCAUCAACUUUUUUCCCGAUCGUUGCUCGGUAUUUCACUGGAUUGGGAAGAAGAAAAAUUGAGUUUAAGUGCGGUGCGAAAUGGAGAAACUGACUUUACUAACGACCAACAUGGAGAUAUAUCGACAUCCUAGACAUGUUCCAGGUUACCUUGGAUAUACGCCACAGAUCAAGUUCACGUACGGUGAAACUUUUGGCAACACAACUGGCCGCUGGUUCCAGGACUACCGAGCUGCUACUUUGAACACAAGUAAAGAACGGAUGGGGAGGGGAGGGGACAAAUUUCUCCCCUUCCCUACUUACUAUACCAACAACCCUGAUCAUGUUUUGGGCGCUCGCACCAGAUCACGUGACCGAUGGCAAGCAGCGCCUAAAUACAAACUUUUUAAUGUAGAUGACAGGGAUGUGGCUAUCAAAAAGUAUGAUAAGGCUGCCCAACAUCAUCGGGAACAUUACAAAGACAGAACAGAAACAGUUCCACCUGUGAGACUUUUUAUCUUGCCAAAUGUGUUUCAUGAUACCAAGUCUCGCAGAAUACCUGCAGCGGGAAGAACUAAAAAUGAAGAAAGAGCAUUAGCAUACGCUAACCAAGUCUACAGGACAACGAGGAAUAAACCGCUGGCCAAGUCUAACGUGGAGGAACGCCGAAUACGUGACGUGUUUUUCGAGCAGAGAUAGCUUGGAUUAAUUAAUUGUACAUAGUUUGAAAUAAGAAAAUUUCUUGGUGUCUUUUUAUUUAUUUGAGUGAAAAGCGAAAUGGA
Messenger RNA from Pocillopora verrucosa, 769 nucleotides. Its product is annotated as ciliary microtubule inner protein 2C. The record is from RefSeq and is a predicted model, not a curated record. NCBI's taxonomy places the organism in Eukaryota, Metazoa, Cnidaria, Anthozoa, Scleractinia, Pocilloporidae.